CUCCAGGGAUCUAGGCUAAGUUACGUGCGCGUGUGUUGGCGCCCCGGCGAGAUGAGCGGAACCGGGUCCGCCGGCAUGGCCCGGGGGUUGCGCGUGGACGGGCUGCCACCGCUACCCAAAAGUCUGAGCGGGCUGCUGCACUCGGCGGCGGGAGGCGCGGCGGGCGGCUGGCGGCACCUGGAGCGGCUGUACGCGCAGAAGUCGCGCAUCCAGGACGAGCUGAACCGAGGGGGCGCGGGCGGCGGCGGGACGCGGGCGGCGGGGAUGCGGACCAAGCCCCCCAACCUGGACGCCGCGUUGGCGCUGUUGCGCAAGGAGAUGGUUGGCCUCCGACAGCUGGACAUGUCCUUGCUCUGCCAACUGUACAGCCUCUACGAGUCCAUUCAGGAAUACAAGGGAGCGUGCCAGGCAGCCUCCAGCCUGGACUGCACCUAUGCACUGGAGAAUGGCUUCUUCGACGAUGAGGAGGAGGACUUCCAGGAGCAGGGCUCUUUGCAGGACGGGCAGCACAGAGGUUCUCCCAGGGACCCGUCGCCCCUUACCCACCUCUCCAGCAGUGACUGGCUUCUGGAGUCCAUCUAGCGCCUCUGGGGGGGUCUGUCAACACAGACUGGUAGUCUCUCUCUUCUUGCAAGAAAGUCCUUCAGCCUCUUCAUGGUGGACAGUCCGCGGGCAAAUGGGGACAUGCACCACUUAUUUUACUUGUGGUUGUGGAGUUCACUGACAUGGGGGACGGCCUGCUUAGUUGGCUGCAGGGUCUUACGGGUGACCCAGAGGCAUGUUAGAAUAUCCUAGACGCCAUUAGUAGCAUCUGCUGGAAGCUCUGACAGAAGGGUUCCGUGUGGAAAGCCUUCACAGGCAUCGGGUGAGGCUGCUCUCAGCAGGCUUCUUUGUAGGUGAUUGGUGUGUUGUACCCUCUUUGGCUGAGGAACGCCACUCUGGCAUGUGGGAUAUGAAGAGCAGCAUCUGCCUGCCUGGAACCCGCAGGGCGGUCUGCAUCUCUUCUUGCCAUGGCUUAGCUGUUAGCCCCUUUGCUCGUUUAUUUGAAAGCGGCAUCACUGAUUUUCCAGGGAACUCCUGAGAGCUUUCUAGAAGGAGGAAAUAUUCUGCCACACUGGUCAACUGCUUUUCUGCAACUACCAAAAUUAACAUCAGGUAUAGGUAGAGAGAGAGAAAAAAAAAAAACAUGAAUAUAUAUUGAAUGGGGUGGCAAGGAAACAAAUCCUGGGACAAACCAGUAUUUGUAUCACCCGCCAUGUGAUGGUGGCUGUGGUUACAGACUCUGAUUGUAAACUUCAGUGCUGGAAAACAAUGUUCCAAGCAGUACUUACCCAAAGCCUUAACAUUAUUUAUUAAAACAUUUAUGAGAACGUCACCCUCUGAGGGUUAAACAUGUGUAGCAUGCUCUUGGCACGUAUCGUUUGGAUCGGAGGUCUCGGGAUGUGGCUCGGUGGGUCCAGCAGGUACCCAGCAUGUCAGACACCUGGGGUUUCACCUUAGCAGCAUACCCACUGGGCAUGGCGCUGUACGCCUGUAAUCCCAGUACUGAGGUGGACGCUGGAGUAAGUUCAAGGUCAUCCUUGGCAACACAGAGUUCAGGGCUAUCCUGGGCUAUCCUUUCUAAAACAAAACAAGAAUUGUAUUCUGACUUCACACUCAGAACCUGAAUCCAACACACACUCAUAGGUCAGGGUUUGGUUUCUUUUCCCUUUUUUGACAUUAAGUCAAUUUUAAGACAUUUAUUUCUCAGUUAAGAUUGGACAGUCAUUUCAUUGGUACCAGACCACAUCUGCAGCAAGAUUUCACCUUGUGUCUUGGAACAGGCCGAGUGGCUCCUCCUUCAGUGAGUUGUCUGCUCAUCAGUGCCCUCUUGAGGCCAGCUUUGGGAAGUACAACUUAACUAUUCCAGUUGUCUCAACUUGGGGAUGGAUUCACUCAGACGGCAAUUACCUACAAGUCCAACCUGGCAAACCAAUAAGCUUAUUCAUGCUAUUUACUAGAGAACCAGUGAUGCCCAAACAGCCACGCCUUCAGAUAGCCCCUCUCCAGGAUGGCCGAUGGCCUCCCAUGGCUGUGCAGAUGAAGGCCCUCGACCCACUCCACCCCCCCUGAAGCUAACCUCUCCCCAUGUACUCUCUCACCUCUAAGGCCAGGAGACCAGAUGAAGCUGGGACAGCACUCCACAGGGCUGGGACGGCUUUGUGGGGAGGGGCGGACGACUCUCAGGGGAGGGCAUUAGUCAGCUCCGUCGGCUGAGGAACUGCCUCCUUCAGACUGACUUGUUGGCCUAUCUGGGGUUGCUUCUUAAUAGAUUGGUGUGGGAGGGCCCAGACUACUGUGAGCUGUGCUAUGCUGCCCCGGGCAGGUGGUCCUGAAUAGUGAGAGAAAGGUAGCCACUUAAGCCAGAGGGAUCAAGCCAGUGAACAGCCGUCUACCAGGAAGGGUCCUUGCUUCCCCCAUGACAGAAUGGACCCCGUAUAAGAAGAAAUAAACACUUUCCUCCUCCAGGUUGUUUUUGGUCAGUGUUUUAUCACAGCGAACUAGGACAGGCAGCAUUCAGUUACACGACAGCCUGAGCCUCAGUUACCAUGUCUGUGCUGUAAGGAAGGAGGUUAGACGGUGGAGGCGUACCCUGGCCGGUGACGGGAUGGUUCAGGCGGGACAUGAACUAGAAAGCAGGAGAUCUAGUCAGCCGAAGGGCCCUGCUUCGAGGCCGUCUCGCUUCACCGAGAUAAACCCUGGGUCUGCUGCUCCUACAUCUGACUGCACUAAGGUCGCUUGGGGAGGGGAGAGCUCCAGCAGAAGUGCCUCACCCCAAAUCUGGAUUAAAAAAAACAAAAACAAAAACCACUCCAUGUGCACUGGUGUUUACCCACAAGUAUGUUUGUGUGAGGGUAUCCGAUCCCUUGGAAGUGGAGUUGCAGACAGCUGUGAGCUGCCAUG
This is a messenger RNA of Mus pahari (shrew mouse), 2943 nucleotides long. It is a transcript of the gene Fam89a, whose product is annotated as family with sequence similarity 89 member A. Lineage: Eukaryota; Metazoa; Chordata; Mammalia; Rodentia; Muridae. The transcript is spliced from 2 exons. The record is from RefSeq and is a predicted model, not a curated record. Bases 52 to 582 code for a protein of 176 amino acids.